Molecule: messenger RNA, 1191 nt
Organism: Paramecium tetraurelia
Lineage: Eukaryota; Ciliophora; Oligohymenophorea; Peniculida; Parameciidae
Exons: 4
Source: RefSeq, a predicted model, not a curated record
AUGAAAAGGAUGUAAAGCAAAGAAGACAUAAUUAAGGAUUAAUACAUGAAAACUCUAACUUGCUUCUUACAAGAUAGCACUCUUUACGAUUGCUUAUCUAUUAAUAAUUAAGUGACUGUGAUUGAUUAGUCAUUCUCUCUCUAUGAUGUUUUUAAUGUGUUUAUCGAUACACAUAUUGAUGAAGUAUUGUUUUGGAAUCCAGAUGUAGCUUAUUAUGAUGGAGUAUUUACUUAAACUGAUUUGAUUCGAAUAAUCCUUAAAUGCUAUCAAAAUAUUCUAAAUGGUGUUCCCAAUGUGUGGGGAAAUAGCAAAAUAUAGGUUUAGCCAAUUAUGGAAGAAGAGGAUGAAGAUCGUGCUACUCCUGUGCAUAAAAAUUAAUUAAUAGGAUAGGAGCAGAUAAACAAAUUGCUGAUUGAUUUGCAAACAAUUUCAGUAAGAGACUGGUUCAAUUCUUACGGAGAAAGCCUUCAUCAAAGUAGUUUGGUUUAGGCAGAUAUGGCUGAUAAUCUUAAUGAUGCGAUGAAGAAGAUUUUAAAGUAGGGUGUAACAAGAAUUGUAGUUAUUGAUACUGAAUCUAGAAUUAUUGUGGGCAUUCUAUAAUAAAAGGAUAUUUUAGCAUUUCUAGUAAAAGGAUUUAGUUAAUAUUUCCAUUUAUAAUUAUCAUAAAAAUCACAUCGAAUUGAAGUUCAUCAUGAAAACAAUCCUCAAUCAGAAUAGCAUGAACUAGAAAUCAACUACUUUAGUGAUAGGAUUUUACAAUUAAAUGAUAAACUUCCUUUCGACACUAAUGUUUAUGAUGUUUUCUAUAAAUUGAUUUAUGUAUUUAAGCGAAAUGCUAUUCCUAUUGUUGAUAACAACAACAAGUACUUAGGAUUGAUAGACCGAAGAGACUUUUUAUUUAUUCUCAAAUACUAAGUAUUCGAUAUGUUGAAUAGACCUGCAUUAGAUUUGUUAAACUUUAUUAAAAUUGAGAAAAAAAAAUUUGCCGGGUUUUGUAUUUGCAAUAAAGAACUGUUCCAAAUGAAAUAAACAUUAAAAGAAGUAUUAGCUAACUCUAAUUAGGUUGUUGAAAAUCUACUGCUCUCUUCUAGGGGUAGUUUAGUUUGCUUGAAUGAAAAUUAAGAGCCAAUCGCUACGUUAUAAAUGUCUGAUCUCUUUAAAAUUUGUUUAGAUGAUGUUGAAUUAGAAUGA